AUGGAUGGAGACACAGAGUAUGACGAAGUUGAAGACGUUGUGGGCUGCCACAUUGAAGAUGCUGUAACAUUUUGGGCACAGAACGUCAGUAGAUGUAAUGACCUCUUGAAAUUAAGUUGUGCGCUGGCAGAAGCUUGUCCUCGGGCUAACGCAGUUUUUGGCAAACCUGAUUUUAGUAAGAUUUAUGGUGGCUGUUUUUCUGAAGAUGGAUGUUGGUAUAGAUGUAAGGUACAGCAAGUGAUCAGCAAUGAAAAGUGUCAGGUAUUGUACAUUGACUAUGGAAAUUCUGAGGUUCUGAGUAGAUCAGACAUCGUUGAAAUUCCACCAAACUUGCAAUGUCCAAGUGUUGCCAAGAAGUACAGACUCUGGGGACUGCAGAUACCAACUGAUCAGAACUUAAACAUGUUUGACCAGGGAAAGAAGUUCUUGAGCAGCCUAGUCUUUGAAAAAGAAAUAAAAAUACGUCACAAAGCCAAGCACAAAGAUGGUACCGUUAUUGCCCAGGCAGAAUAUGAAAAAACAGAUAUUGGAGAAGAGGUGGCCAAGGCAGGGUUUGCUGAAAAAUGCACAUCUCCAGGAAACACUGAAGUUGUAGAAGAGAGAAAAGUAGAUGUCAUGCAAAACCAACAUCGGAAGAUAAAUGUUUCAGUUCCAUUGUGGGUAAACAGGUCUGAUCACGCGCUGUACAGCAUCCCAGGAGGGCACUUUGACCAAGUAGCUGCCAGUGCAAGCAAUCAGAAUUUUGCUGGGAACCGUAUGUUUGCCCCAAAGAAAGCUGCUGAAAGUUUUGAGGAAACCCUACAUACUUACAUUGGAACGAAAAUGAGAAGUUUGGCUGCUAAGGUGAAGGCACUGAAAGAAAUGAGGCACACGAAUAAGAACAGUUGUUUUGGGGAGCAGCUCUCACAAGCCAUAGAAGUAGUUACAGAAGGAUGUCUUACUGUUCCGUGUUCCUUGGAAAAAUUACAGAAGGUUUGGACAGAGUAUGACUUGGCUCAGGAGAGGAUUCGGUUAUGCAGAAAUGUGGAUGAAAGAGAUGAAUUGAUCACCAAGAGAGAUGAGGUGCAGCACAACUUGUAUUCAGCAGUGGAAGAAUUAAUUUUGGAAGUGGAUCAAUUGCCCCUCCCUGAGCGCUCAAGAACAUUACAGGAACUGUCUGCUUCUCUGGAGAUGGUGUAUGGUCAAGGUUCUGAAGUAGAUAACUCUGAGGAGGUAUUUCAACAGUUCUUUAAGUGGAAAGGUGUUAAAAUGAAGAAAUUAAUUUGCGUCAGAAAUGAUACAGACACAGCUCUGCAAAUUCUGUCUGACUGGUUCAGCGGUAUCUUAAAGUGUUUUGACCUGAUGUCAGAAGCAUCUUCAGAUUUAGAGGAAGUGGUUGGCAAUGUGGAUGAAAUUCUCAAAAAGGUUGAGUUGGCUAUUUGUGAAGAACUGGAUACUGACUUAAAUGAGCAUGAUGAAGCAGAGAAGGGAAUAAUUAUGAGUGCUUACAAUCAAGUUAUACAUAAUGUUCGUCAGGAGCAAAGUAUGAUCACUGUCAUACAGAACAGAUACUUGGCCAGUGUUGAGUUCAAAAAACAGGCUGAGGAAUGGCUGAAUAGAAGACCUGAUAUUAACAACUUAGUAUCAGUUAAGAAAACUCUGAAAAGCUUAAAGGCCCAGUUAAGGUGGAAGCUGGUUGAAAAGAACAACUUUGAGGAAUCUGAUGAUUACAGUGAGUUUGAAAUGGCAGGAAUAAAAGAGGAAAUUGCUGAUCUGCGAAAUAGGGUUCUUCAGGAAAUAUCCAAGGAACAAGAAGAAUAUGAGAAGCUUAUGUAUUUGACACAGAAAUGGUUUCCUGAGUUACCACUUCUUUAUCCAGAAGCAGGAAUUCUAAACUAUAUGAACUCUGGUGGACUUCUGACACGCAGCCUGGAGCGAGACCUUUUGGAUGCUGAGCCCAUGAAGGAACUGAGCACGAAGCGACCUUUAGUGUGUUCAGAAAUUCAGGGCCAGAAGGUUCUUUUAAAGGGAUACUCUGUAGAUGUAAGCUCAGAAGCCAAAGUGAUAGAAAGAGUUGCCAAGUAUCACAGAGCUUAUGAUCAGCAGAAGGAGAAAUCUGGAUUAUUACAGCUGUUGUUCCUUCUUUUCUGCAAGUCUGAUCCUUUGGUAUAUUUAAUGGUCCCGUACUAUCCAGGAGCAAGUCUGGGAGCUUUACAGGCUGAUACACCUUUAACUUUAGAAGAGGCAUUAAAAGUGAUGAAAGGGGUGGCCCAAGGUCUACAAACAUUGCAUGGAGCUAAUAUAGUACAUGGAUCUCUGCAUGGAAAUAAUGUUUUUGCUGUGAAUCGAAAACAAGGAAUUGUUGGAGACUUUGAUUUCACAAAAUCAGAGGAACAACGUGCUGCUGCAAACACUAUGGUUGUCGGUACCCUGAGCUUAGUUUCUCCAGAGCUGAAAAUGGGUCAGCCAGCUUCUCCAGCCUCUGACAUGUAUGCUUAUGGCUGUAAUAUUGGCUGCCUCCUGUUCUGGCUUUGCGUUCAAAACCAGGAGUUUGGCAUAAAAGAAGAUGGAACACCUGAGGUGGAUGUGGUUGUCAUGGAUGAUAAAGUUAAAUCUCUUCUCCAGAAUUUGUUCUGCUGUAACAGACUGACAGCUGAGCAGGUGCUGAAGGAUGAUUGCUUCCUUGUAGUUGAUACGAUUCCAGUUUCACCACAACCAGGACAGUCUGUUGUGGUGUCACCAGAACCUGAAAAAUCUGUGAAAAACGAGUUCUUAGUAGUGUUGCCUUACGUGCCUUGUGAUGCUGUUACUUUGUUCAUGGUGCCAUUUGCAAGUAAUGUGACUGCUAAUGCGCAUAACCUGAGACUGAUCAUUGGGGUGCCGUGCCAGCAACAGUUCCUGCCACCUACUAACUUCAUUUUGAAGUUUGAAAAGCUCCCCAGAAAUGAUCAGUCUUUAGAUAGACGGAUAUUUAUACGCUUUGAUGAGAUCAUGCCUGAGCCUUCUGGUGUGCAGGCUGAGCUCUCGGCCUCUCCUCAUGGGGCCAAUGCUCAAGUCCACGUAGCCAUCUUCAUGACUCUUUGCUGCACUCACUCCA
This is a messenger RNA of Pelecanus crispus (Dalmatian pelican), 3076 nucleotides long. The record is from RefSeq and is a predicted model, not a curated record. Lineage: Eukaryota; Metazoa; Chordata; Aves; Pelecaniformes; Pelecanidae.